UACUCACAGCAGGAACGCCCCUCCUUACAAGAUCCAAAAAUGAGGUUUUCCCUUGCAUCGUUCAGUCUAACUUUCCAGUCUCAACACUUCAGUACUUUAGAACGACCCCUGUAUGCUUACAGGAAUACCUCACGGAUUUUGGUCUUUUGAUUUCCAGUUGAGCUUCAGUUUUUAUAAUGAGACGAAAAUUUCUUCAAUUAAACUAUCUUCGACAUUGAUCUCUCUUUUCUUACGUUCAUGCAUUUGGGAUAAGUAGGCUUAUCUAAAGUUUCUUGGAAUAAUGAGUGUCUUCUUCUGGAGCAAUUUUUACGUGUGGAUUUAAGUUUUUGUUUUUUGUUUCUUUUUUACAUAAAGUCUACAAGUUGUUCCAUAAAAACAUGGAGCUUUCUUUGCGAAUUCAUCUAUUAACAGCCUUUGUAUCAUGUAUCAAGGUUUGUGCUGAAGUGGUGCAUCCUCAGAAGCAUCCAGGCUUGCAGGUGUUGUCCACAGCCUCGCAUUAUUGGCCUCUAGAUGCUGUGGAUGGGAUCCACGGGCUGUGGGACCAGAUUGGAAACAGACCAGGUUAUGUUAACGGAAGUAAUAUAACUCUCAGAAUCCACAACCAUACUGUGCUCCCUUCCUCCCAUAACACUUCCUAUGUGUAUACCAAUGACUCUGCCUACACUAACAUUUCUGCAACAGUAGAUAUUGUUGAAGGAAUGGUCAACAAGGGCAUUUUCCUGAAUGGAGAUAACGGCGGUACUUUCCUCCACUUUGGAAGCUACCAGAACUCUUGCAUUAGUGACCCCACCAUGUGUGGCCCCAAUGGAAUUACUUUUUCGUUUUUUUGGAAGAACCAUGAAACAGAUUCUCGUUUUGCUGUAGCAUCUGGAGGGAAAGUCAUCUCUAAUGGCUUCUCUGUCUACACGAACCCCCUUGGAGGAUACGUGGAGUUCUACACUCGAGGCAACAACCACAGAUGGAAAGCCAAUAUUAGAGUUCCAGGACCUUACUGGACCCAUAUUCUCUUCACAUGGAAAAAGACGGCAGGUCUGAAGGUUUAUAUAAACGGCACCUUUACUGCUGGUGAUGAAAGUGGCGGUGUUUCCGAAAACUAUGGUGACCCCUACUCUGAUCUUGUCAUCGGAACUGGCAAUGACAGGGCAUAUGGUCACUAUGUAACAGGAGCCUUCGAUGAGUUUGUCAUCUGGGAAAGAGCUCUUUUGCCCAGCGAGAUCUUUCUCUACUACAGUGCUGCUAUGGGUCAUGCUAUAGAGUCUGCCACAACACCAAGUGUUCUCAAAGAACUGCCUUUUGCGACGACAACAGUGAGAGCCACUGAAGUGAGUCCUCCUGUUGUCAGCAGUGUUCAUGAGGAGGUCCAAAGCCCCCAGGAUUCAGAGUCAAUGCCAGUUUUGGGCUUUCUCAAGGCUCUGCCCAAUAGGACCAUUCCUCACUACACAGCCAACAACCUCACGCAGGCGUUUCUCAAAAAUGUGGAAGAAGUGCUGUCCUCCCCUGGGUUACCAGAGCAGUCCGGUCCUGUGGUCAGCGGUUUGAUCGAAACAGUGGACCGAGUAAUGGGCCGCAUGGUGGCUAACCUGGAGCCCAGCCCAAACACUCUCAUCUCUCUGGGAGGGACAUCAUUUGUUGCAGAUUACUCGUUGAUGAAAUUGCCACAGAACUACAACUUGCCACAUUACCGCUUCCCUACACAGGGAAAGAACUACAUCUCCGUACCCGGGGAGGCUUUCACCAUGCAGUCUCAAACCACCAUUGUUGGCCUCUUCUACCACAACAUGCACAGCUACUACAAAGAAAUCAGGCCUGUUGAGACCAGGAUUAACGAAGCUGCUGAGUUCAAGGAUCAUAAAAUCCAGUUCGCAAGCUGCUUGAUCUCUCUGAAUGUGGAGCCUUCACCAGCCCUGUCAGUCAACCUCUCCGGAGCACCUCUCAUCAAGAUCGUUCUGACCCAUGUUUUGAGUGAUGAACAGCAGGAGCAAGUGAUGAAUCAGAGCAAUAAAGUCUUCCUCUACUGUGCGUUCCUGGACUAUAGUUCCAAAGAGGGGGUAUGGUCCAAUCAAGGUUGUGUGCGCUCAGAUGGAAACAUGACCUACUCUGUGUGUUUGUGCAACCACCUCACCAACUUUGCCAUCCUAAUGCAAGUGGUUCCUUUAAAGCUCACCACUGGCCACCGGGUGGCACUGUCAACCAUUGGCUAUGUCGGCUGCUCCAUUUCCAUCUUUUGUCUGGCCAUCACCCUUGUUACCUUUGCAGUCCUGUCGUCUGUUAGUACCAUCCGGAACCAGCGUUAUCACAUCCAUGCCAACCUGUCGUUUGCCAUAUUGGUGGCUGAGAUCUUGCUGCUCAUCAGCGCCAGCUUCGACCCGGGCACGCUGCCCUGUAAGAUUAUGGCCGUGCUGCUUCACUUCUUCUUUCUGAGCGCAUUCGCCUGGAUGCUUGUGGAGGGCCUCCACCUCUACAGCAUGGUGGUCAAGGUGUUUGGUUCAGAGGGCAGUAAGCACGUCUACUACUAUGGCAUUGGUUGGGGCUCUCCCCUGGUGAUCUGCGUGGUGUCCAUGACAUCAGCUUUGGACAGUUACGGUGCAGUUGACAACUGCUGGCUGUCCCUGAAGAAUGGAGCCAUCUGGGCAUUUGUGGCACCAGCUCUGUGUGUCAUUGUGGUAAACAUCGGCAUUUUGAUAUCUGUGACCAGAAUAAUAUCUCGUAUCAGCGGAGAGAAUUACAAAGUUCACGGGGAUGCCAAUGCAGUCAAGCUCACUGCAAAGGCUGUAGCAGUGCUCCUCCCCAUACUUGGCAUUUCCUGGAUCUUUGGCAUUUUAGCCGUCAACACACACUCCCUGCCGUUCCUUUACAUCUUUGCCGUUUUUAACUCCUUGCAGGGUUUCUUUGUCUUCCUUUUCCAUUGCCUUCUUAACUCAGAGGUCAGAGCUGCUUUCAAACACAAGACGAAGGUGUGGACCCUCACCAGCAGCUCCAUGCGAAACAUCAACGUGAAGCCCUUCAACUCUGACAUUAUGAAUGGAAACAAGGAGGGUGUAUCCCCCACUAAGAUGAACACAUGGGACAAAAGCACCAACUCUGCCAAUCGUAUUGACCUCUCAGCAGUGUAGACCGCCACAAUGUCAGUGUGUAGACGCACGUGUAGAAUGACAAACGUUGGCCAGAAAAUUUCCACACCUUUUCACGUGAUAAGUCUGGAGUGAAAGGGAUGUCAAAUGAGGUGACGUGUGGCUCCAUCUUUAAAGACAAACAGACUCUAACUGUGCCUUAUAUAUAGCAGGUUGAGUUUCCCAAGUUCGGGUAGAGAGUUCUGAGGUCACAGAAAGUGUAAUGGCAUCAUUCCAAGUCUGACUGAGAUGCUGAUAAGUGUCUAGAUUGGUCUGUAGCGUUUGUUAACAGCAUUUGGUUGAUUUAAUUUGCAGUUUCUUCGUUGCUAAUAAGCGUAUUAGCUUGGAAAUGACAUCAUUCCUUUUGGUGUAAGUUUCAACAAUGUGUGCAUCAGCAUCCACCAAUAUAUGCUCAUUUUGCCUGCUCUCCUGCACUCACAGUAGAGUAAACUUCUCCAGUAAUCAAACUUUUCAUAUACAGUAGAUUCACAGUUUUCCCAGGUAUCACAGCGCAGCAAACCGUGAUGAAGUAGUAAAUUGGACAAUGUUAUUCUGAUAUGAUGUAUUUAUUUCGUGAUUCUGAGAUGUGCUUUGUGUCUUUUGCUAUGUUUAACAGUGAUUCUGUUUGUGUGUGUUUUGUGCGUUCUUUUGUUUUCACAAACCUCACAUCUUGGCAAGAUGCAUUAUGGUAUGUUCUCUUAUGGAUAGUGAAUAAUUGUGUGUUUUGGAUACAGUUCUGUGAAAUUUUAUGGCGUCUGUCUGUUUCUCGAGCUACAUUUCAUACUUAUUGUACAUUGAAGUGAAUAUGUGCUAUCUACAACAGAGGUUCAUGAGAUGUCUUUUUGUUGAUGACUGUGAGAAUGAAGGGUGGUGACAUCUGUGUGUCGUUGAUCUAACACUGUACAAACAGGAUUCAGAAAAACAGGAUUUACUGUAUGUCUCUGUGCACUCACACAUUUUUAAGUUAAAUAUUGCAGCAUUUCAACACAUGUAUUGGGCCUUCAUUGGCUCUUUUCUUAUGGUACUAUGGUUUGUGCUUCCAAUCAUGUUUAAUAAAAUGUU
Molecule: messenger RNA, 4172 nt
Organism: Dunckerocampus dactyliophorus (ringed pipefish)
Lineage: Eukaryota; Metazoa; Chordata; Actinopteri; Syngnathiformes; Syngnathidae
Gene: adgrd1
Product: adhesion G protein-coupled receptor D1
Exons: 26
Coding region: 378-3113 (911 amino acids)
Biological process (GO): adenylate cyclase-activating G protein-coupled receptor signaling pathway; cell surface receptor signaling pathway
Cellular component (GO): membrane
Molecular function (GO): G protein-coupled receptor activity
Source: RefSeq, a predicted model, not a curated record